GCUUUGUUCUUGUUUCCCGAGCUGUGUAUCCCAUGGAGGAGGAGGACAGGGAGUUGCUGGAGGCGGUUUACCAGGAGGAUUUCGUGGCGCUGGAUGGCGCUUGGCGAAUCCGCGUGGAGCUGGGCUGCGUCUUGGUGCUGCGCCUGGGUGCAAAGUACCCGGAGGAGGCGCCGGAGGUGGCCCUAGAGCUGGAGCCAUGGCCGGCGCACGGGGACGCCUUGGUGCGGCGCCUGGAGGACUUGCGGCCACUGUGGGCCGGCGACUGCCUCCAGUGGGUGGAGAGCGUCAUCGCCGAGUGCAAAGCCGCAAGAGACGCGUCCGAGUGCAAAGCUGCGACAGAAGCGGAGGCUCCAGAGCCCGAGGCCAGCAGUGUGCCGCUCACCGCGAGCACUGCCCGCGCCGCGGAGCGGUCACUGCUGGAGGCGGGCUUUGCCGCGUGCGGUCCAGGCCUUUUCUCCGCGAGCGACCGCGGGGUGACGGUGGAGCUGCAAGAGGAGCUCACUGUCACGGUUGACGGGGUGGACGCGGAAGAUCUCGGGGAUUGGUCCGCGAUGCAACUCAGCGCAGACGCCGAGAACUUCGGCUCCCGGCUUUUGGAGUGGGUCGCGGCGCAGCGCUCGCCCGAGCCAGGUUUCCUGGAGGAUGCGGAGGAGAGCAGCGGCCCGGACUUCCUCCCCAGCCCCGAGGAGCUGGGGGUGAAGCGCGACAGAGGACUCCUGGUUUACACCUGGGGCAAGGCGCUGCGCAAGCAUGCCCCAGGCGACAGCGAGCACAACUUCAAUGCUGGGAUUCUGAAUGGCCGGGGAGGGGGUGCAGAUUUGAAGUCCAUGAAUGGCCUGUGGGACGAGGUGCAGAGUAAUGUGGCUUCCUGUGGGCUGUUUCCGAGAUGGAUUUCCAUGGUUUGUGCCAAAGUGGAGCAUUCUGACCUGAAAUGCAUCUCCAUCAACUGCACAAAGGGAAGGCAUCGAUCUGUGGCUGCAGCCGAGAUCCUCAAGAAAACCUACUACCCACAAGCUACAGUGAAGCACCUCACCAUUUACUGAUCGCAGUUGAGAAAGGAUGA
Molecule: messenger RNA, 1063 nt
Organism: Effrenium voratum
Lineage: Eukaryota; Dinophyceae; Suessiales; Symbiodiniaceae
Source: the annotation of a GenBank genome assembly